AUGAGGUUUGCUCUCUUGGUGGCUAACGAAAAUUUUGAGGCGCCAGGAACCGAGCAGAACCAAGAAGAGGAUGAGGAUGAGGAAGGGCAACUGCCACUGCUCUCCACUGACAAGUCUGGCCGUGCAGAUGACAUAAGCUCUCAGCUGUACCGACCUAAUGUCCACUCCUUUUCACCAGCUGUGGGAUCAGGAAGUGGCACUGAGUUCAAUCUUCAAGGCAAUGACAUAAUCACAGCAGUGAGAUGUUGGGAGCAGUACAGUAGCUACAUCUCUGGGUUUCAAUUGCGCUUUGGCUACAUCUGGACUCCAAUUGUUGGCUACGCAUACGGAUCUUCACAUGAGAUUGAACUGUUUGACGGAGAAAACAUCAUUCAGAUUUCUGGGACGCACGCCCAUUACAUCCAGUCAUUAAUAUUUGUCACUUCCAAGCAUCGUCUCUUAAUUGUUGGCAGGUCUGCUGGUCAUUCCUUCAAUAUAUAUCCCAAAUAUAUGGAUAGCUAUUUGGUCUUCCUUAGUGGCAGGGUUCAUGGAGCGCUCACUGGGCUCAUGGCCCACUGGGGUACUUUUUCACCAAACAGUACUGAUGCCUGAGUAUAAAUGUUGCUAUUUAAAAAAAAAAGAAAAAAGAACAGCUGUCCCAAGCUCAUUCCCACUUAAUGACACCUAUGUAUUUGUUCUCUUUUCUAGCACAUUUUAUUCACUAUGAAAUAUUUCACAGACUUAGUCAUGUUAAUUCAAUCAUGCGACUUGUUAAGAUCAGGCCUCUUACAUCACUAUUGUACAUUUUGAAAAUGGGGAAACUGAACCCUUUCCUGUUACUUUGAGGGUUGACAGAGACAUGUUUUUUUUUUGUUUUUUUUUUUUUUUAAUUUGUCCUUAAACGAGCCUGAACAAGCUUUUGAUUUUAAACUACUCAGACUGCAAAAACUGAAAGACCUUUAAGCAUUUUCUUUAUUUUAUUUCUUUUUAUUUGUGAUUUACUGAGACUGUUUCAAUCAUGGAAUGUAAAAAAACAACAAAAAGAAAAUAGCACUGAGAAAACACAACUGUAUAAAAAAAU
Molecule: messenger RNA, 1060 nt
Organism: Thalassophryne amazonica
Lineage: Eukaryota; Metazoa; Chordata; Actinopteri; Batrachoidiformes; Batrachoididae
Product: zymogen granule membrane protein 16-like
Exons: 3
Coding region: 1-591 (196 amino acids)
Source: RefSeq, a predicted model, not a curated record